AUGGCUGCACAUUCCUUCCCUCUACUCCGUCUCCCUCCGAAGAACCUUGCAAGUGUUCUCCGCCAAGUGGAAAUUAUUGAACAAAUUGGGCUCUCGCUACUUUCCAACAAAACUAAGGAGUAUAUCAGAAAGUUUUGCGACUUUAAAGGUUUUGAACUUUCGGUAUGGCUUCAUCCAUACGCAGUGGAGCUUGAAUUGUUUAAAAAUGGAGAAGGAGCCACUCACUGUUCAUUUCGAGACGGCAGAGCUUGUGAACAUAAUGAAUAUCCAGACGGAUUCACAUUUGAUGCUUCACAGUUCUUCGAUAUGAAAAGCUGCCUGAAACAUUUACUGUAUAUUCUCAACCCAUCGAAAAUCGCUUUUCUGUUUUAUAUACAAUCCAAUGAGGUUUCCGAUGAAUCUCAAUUUCAAAUGACCGUGGAUUGCUUAAAAGGCGUCAAGAUCUUAAAGUUUUCUGCAAAGUGCAUUCCUCAAAUGAAUCAUAUUGUCCGGCUUGUCAAUGCAUUUCCGCAGACCAACAGGCUCAGCCUGGUGAAAAACUCAAAUCAACCGUUUCAGCUGUCGACUCUGCGCCAAAUUUUGCACCGGAAGAUCCAAAAACUUAACCUAGUAAUUGAUAUAACGCUGAACGAGCUUCUUCUCAACAACUCUGCAACUUCUGACUUUUACAGUGAAAGGUUAAGAGGGAAGGAUAUCAAUUUGUUCUUGAAACACUGGGCGGCCGGAUUGAAACCUGAACUUGAAUAUAUAUCCUUCCAAAUAUCAGCCGUAAACUUCGUCGAAAGCACUAUUCUUGCAGGAAUACCCCAUUGA
Caenorhabditis elegans is the source of this 813-nucleotide messenger RNA. RefSeq names its product F-box domain-containing protein (gene fbxb-39). The transcript is spliced from 2 exons. The record is from RefSeq and is marked reviewed. NCBI's taxonomy places the organism in Eukaryota, Metazoa, Nematoda, Chromadorea, Rhabditida, Rhabditidae. Bases 1 to 813 code for a protein of 270 amino acids.